UCCCAGGGCGUGGUCUCCACCCCUCGGUCCCUUUGACACUUCCUGAUCACGUGACAACGAACGUCAGAGAACACCCGACAAACUUCCAACCACUUCCUGGAUGCGGUGGCAAUUGCCAUGGCUGCAACUAUGAAGUUAAGUGAAAUAAAAGACCCGAGCGCUUUGUUCGAGGCGCACAGUGCAGAAGAGAUUCGGGUGUUGGAGAGGAGAGUGCGGGCGGAGAUCGAACAGAAGAAAGAGGAGCUGCGGCAGAUGGUCGGGGAGCGCUACCGGGACCUGAUCGAGGCGGCGGACACUAUCGGGGAAAUGAGGCGCAGUUCGGGCUUGGUGGUCGGGGCGGUGCGGGACAUGGAGAAAUACUGUGGGAGCCUGAAGUGUAAGCAGAGUACGGGGGCGGCAGGAACGCAGCGGGACCGGGCAGCCUCCCAGUGCCAGGAGAAAUUUUACUGCACUGCUGCCCAGAUCAAGCUCCUGCUGGAAGUUCCAGAGAAGAUUUGGAGUGCAAUGGAAGCCUCUCAGUACCUGCAUGCUACGCAGCUUUAUUUACUCUGCUGUCACCUACACUCCCUCCUGCACCUUGAUUCUUCCCCCUCCCGCUACAGCCCAGUUCUUGCUCGAUUCCCCAUACUUGUUCGGCAGGUGGCGGCUGCUGGCACCUUCCGAACUACCAUACUCCAGGAGAGCAAGUCACUUUUAAAGUGUCCAUCUGCCUCGGAUCAAGCAGUUGCUGGGGCCCUUUGUUCAAUCAUCCUUCUGGAGGGCAGCACUCCGCGGCAAGCUCUUACUGACUAUUUAUUGGCCAGGAAAGCUGGAAUCCAGCAGUUGCUAAACCAGCCUCACCAUGGUUUAGGUAUAAAGGCACAGGUGUGUUCACUGGUAGAACUUUUAGCCAACACUCUCUAUCAAGCCCACGCUCUGUUCUACACACAGUCUGAGGAGAUGAAGCCUGAUCCCUCUCUAACCUGUGGGCUCCUGUUUACUAUGCUUGAUACUGUCACCGGUCAGCAAGGAGGAGGAAAAGGCAUUAACGUUUUAAAGGAAGAAAUGAAAUCUGUCAGCUGGUUCAAGCACCUUCCACCCUCUGUUGUAAAUUUUCAGCCUGAGCGAAGAACACUUGCCCACCCUAUAAGUCAAGAAUAUCUUUGUGAAACUCUGCAGCAGUGGAUUAGCAUGUGCAAUGAAGAUAUAAAAGUUGGUAUCUCUGCUCUACUUGUAUAUGUCAAGAGCCUGAAGGGACUCGCUGGCAUCAGAGAUGCUGUGUGGGAAUUACUGACCAGCGAAUCUAUGAGCCAGAACUGGGACAAGGUGUGCCAUAGGCUAUUGGAUCGACCUUUCCGCUUCUGGGAGGAUAUUUUACAGCAGCUGUUUCUAGAAAGGCUGCAGGCACUUACUAAGGAAGGCUUUGAAUCCAUAUCCAGAAAUUUGGUGCAGUUGCUCAUGUCUUCACUGCAGGAGCUUGAAGGAAAUCCUGAAACACUCAAACAUCUUCAGCAUGAGAGUAAUAUCUGCUCCUUCCUGUGGUCUGAGGGUCCAAGCGACCUGCCACCGGAUGCAGCCUGGGUGAAUGUCGGAAGUCGUGGUUUACAAUGCCGAAGUGGUUUGUCGCUAAAAGCACAAGCAGUCACCCCUUGCAUCCAAAGCCUGUGUGCAACUCUGGAUUCCCAGCUCAAGGUGAAACUGGAGGAUCUUUGCUCUUACCUUCCUGGGGAGUCACCAGUGACAGAGAAGCACAACGAGUUUGUGACAACAGCAGCUAAGAUUUCUGCCUUUGACAGAUAUGGUGAUGCCAGCACAGUGCAGGAAAUGCUCAGUCAUCACUGCCUCUCCUGCAUGCAACAAAUCCAGGACUCUGUAAACACCACCCUUCAAUCAGUGAAGCACGAGGGUCUUGUUGACCAUGGCGUUGCUCUGUUUAGCCCUAAAUUGACUGCAGUUCUCUUCCUUGCCAGACUUUGUCAGUCACUUUGCGAACUGUGUCCUCAUUUAAAGCAGUGCAUUCUGGGCAAAUCAGUUAGCACAGAACAGAGUUUCCGUGAACCCAGGUCAACCAAAAAGACGGGAAAAGGAAAGAAGGUGGAUUCACAUGCUGUAUCCUGCAAGUGGCAGGAUUUAAAGGAUAAGCUGAAGAAACAGUCUUUAGAAGCAUACAGCAUUUGGAGCUCUUUUGUGGUUAAGCACCUAGUGACUUCAUUUACACACACCUUGCUAAUUAACACAGCUGGAUCAGCAUUGGCUACCGCUACCCACUGGGAUGAGAUAGAAAUCCAGGAGGAGACUGAGGCGGGGAGCAGUGUGACCUCAAAGAUCCGGUUGCCUGGACAGUGCUCCUGGUAUGUACAGAUGCUGCUUUUCAGCCUGUGUCAAGCAGUGAACAAUGUGGGGGGACAUGCCUUGCCAAGAGUGACUUUGCAGGAAUUACUACGACAUUGCCUGGAAGAAGUGGUUGGUGCUUAUGAAAGUCUAUGUCACAAGAGCCUAGACAAGAUGAAAUCUAAACAAGCAUCUUCCCUUACACAGGCACGGGCAUUACAGCUCCUGUUUGACUUGCGCUACAUGAACCUCAUUCUCAGCUCGCGCAGCGAGGAUUUGAAAAGCAGUAAGAGCAAGCAGGAGUCCAGAAUUCAGAAAGUGGCUGACCAGCUAGAAACCUGUAUUGACCCUUUUGACCUGGAUGUAUUUACACCGCACUUGAAUGCAAACUUGAAUCGAUAUGCACAGAGAACCUCAGUUUUGUUUGGGUUACUAACAGGAGCAGAAAACCAGUUUAUCACCAGGAGUUCCACAGUAGGCCUGCAGGAAACGCACAAUGUCCUGCCAUUAGCGUCCAGCCAGAUACGGUUUGGUCUGCUCCCGCUCAGUAUGUCGAGUUCGCGAAAAACAAAGGGUAGGGCAGAGGAAGAUGCCAAGAUUCAGGUGACUUUAUCAGAAGUCCCACCUUCAGAGGAGGAAGGUUUCAGACCAGGCUCAUUGUUCAGACAACUGGCAACUCAAGAUGAAGAAGCACCUUCCCAAUCAUUAUUCAAGCUAGGCUGGUUGUCCAGUAUGACCAAGUGAUACCUGAACUCUUAUAGACUGCAACAUAACACUACACAUACUGUGCAGCAUGAUUCUCCCUAUCAACCAUGAGAGGAGAUCCAGCUUUCCAUUCAGAAAACUGACCACUUUAAGGGGUAGUUCACAUUUAAGUUAUGCUUUACUAUAUUUUAGAAUAUCCUGUUCCUAGCAAAUUUGAUUUUUUUUUUAGAUUAUUUGCCUUUAUCUUCUACAUCCUCCCAGAUUUUAAAUAGGGGUCACUGAUUGAGCUUAAACUAUUGCUCUGUGAGCUUAAAAUUGUUACUUUUUUUUAUUCCCGUUCAAUGCACUGCUGGGCUGCUAAGGUAAACAUGGCCCUAGCAACCAGAUGCUGAGGAAAACACUAAAUAACUGAAAAACAAUCAACAAUGAAAACCUAUUGCAUUUUUCUUUGCAGAAUAUCAAUGUCUGUCAUACUAAAACUUAAUGUAAAGGUGAACAACCCUUUUAAGAUAAAAACACAACUUCCUAAUUCCUAUUCAAAAUGUGCCGCAUAACUCAGGGGCACAUUUAAGCUUGUAUUUAAUAAUAAUAAUAAUAAUGCAAGCUAAUCACUUUCCAGACUUCUGCCAAGUUAUUUAAGAUCCUGAAAUUGGAUUUAUAAUUUUACAAACAGACUGACCGGCCAUUUCAUUUUUUUUUUUUUUUAUUACAACUCAAAUAUUAGCAACGUCUAGAAUAGCUGGAGACUGCAUGGAAUGCCUGGGACCAAGCAACAGCAACUGUUUACAAAGUCAGAAAUUUGAGAUUUGUCUGUUAAUCAGCAGAAAGGAGUCGAUUCAUCAUAAUCAAAGCUAAUUAUGAUUUUUAAUAAAUGUGCCCCUGUGAUUCUUAGCCACAUACAGAAUGCACCAUAGAGAACUGGCAUCGCACAUAUUGUGCAACAUUUUUCAGCAAUUAAAAAAAAAAAAUCCAAACUUUAGCGUGCUUCUUUGUCAGAUGGGUUUUUGUUAAAGGGGUUGUAUACCUUUAAAUUAAUUUUCACAAUGAUAUAAUGAGUAAGAUAAUUUGCAGUUGGUCUUCACUUUAUUUUCACAUUUUAUAUAAUUUAGCUUUUUGUUCAGCAGCUAUCUGGUUUUUAGGAACCAGUUUAACCUAGCAACCACAGACUGGUUUGAAAAAUACAUUAAUAUGAAUAGAAGGAGGGUCUAAAUAAAAAGACAAGCAAAACAAAGUAGCAAUAAUAAAAUUGUAGUCUAUUUAUUUUAUUAUUCUGGAUUCAGAAGAAAAGGGCAAAUAAUUCAAAAUCUAUAAAUAAGACUAUAUAUAAAAUGAAGACCAACUGAAAGGUUGCUAAGAAUAGGCUAUUCUAUAAAAUCCUAAAUGUUAAACUGAAGGUUAUGAGAGAAAUGGCUGCCCUUUCUGCACCUUUUCAGUCAUGAUUCAGGCAGGGCUGGUUAAUGGACACUAAGAAAAACAAAUUGGCAUUACACACAGACAUGAAAUUGUCAACAAAUUAAAUAAUUUUAUUGUGCAUCAA
Molecule: messenger RNA, 4552 nt
Organism: Xenopus tropicalis (tropical clawed frog)
Lineage: Eukaryota; Metazoa; Chordata; Amphibia; Anura; Pipidae
Gene: cog1
Product: component of oligomeric golgi complex 1
Exons: 14
Coding region: 118-3054 (978 amino acids)
Biological process (GO): intra-Golgi vesicle-mediated transport
Cellular component (GO): COG complex; Golgi membrane
Source: RefSeq, a predicted model, not a curated record